AUGGACAAAUCAAAUAAGACAGACCCUCCGAAUUCUAAACAAAUAAGGAGACGAGCGUCAGGCAGAGGCCACGCAGCGCAACAGCAGCAACAGCAGCAACAGCAGCAACAGCAGCAGCAACAACUGCAAGAGCUACAACAGGAGCAACAGCAACCCCAGAAACGGCAGCAAGAGGAGCAGCAGGACCAACAACAGCAGCAGCAGCAGCAACAGCAGCAGCAGCAGCAGGUUUCUAUGGCAGACAGCAGCAACAGUGGGGUGUCUGUGUCUCCUUUAUUAUUAAAUAAAGAUAAAAGACACAAGAAAGUUAAGAAGAAGAUACGAGAGCAGCAAGGGGCAGCAGCAGCAGCAGCAGAAGCAGCAACAGAGGCAGCAGCAGCAGCAGCAGCAGCAGCGGGAAGUACAGACUGCAGCAGCAUAUCAGGAAGUACUGUAGAUGCAUCUGCUGCAGCACAUGGCCUCAAGCUGCCGCCAGGCUGCAACGGCAGCAGCAGCAGCAGCAGCAGCACUGCCAGCAGCAGCGGGAGAGGCAGCAAACUGCGACGAGGCCGCCACAGCAACAAAACGUCUGGGGAGCAGCAGCAACGCAGCAGCAGCAGCAAGCAAAAGAAGCAGAUAAACAUUGCUACUGCAGCAACAGCACCAACAGCAGCUGCAGCAGCAGCAACUGCAGCAGAAGACAGCGAACAACCCCUAUCUCCUGCUGCAGUGAAUGCAGCAGCAGCAGCAGCAGCAGACAAAAUAAAAAGUGCUGUUUCUGACCUCUUAAAGGCAUUACCUGCUGCUGCGGUGUCUGCUGAGGUAUUAAAGAAUACACCAAGAAGAGUUGCUGAUCUUCUCUUAUAUUUUACACAAGGAUACUCAUUAUCUGUUGAUGGGGGGAAAGGGAGAAGGGAAGGAAAGGGAGAGCAGAAGGAGAGGAGACAGCAGCAGAAAGAGAAGGAGACAAAAGGAGACAAGAUAAGAGAUAAAAGGGGAGAGUAA
This is a messenger RNA of Eimeria maxima, 984 nucleotides long. Its product is annotated as GTP cyclohydrolase I, putative. The coding region runs from base 1 to 984 and encodes 327 amino acids. The record is from RefSeq and is a predicted model, not a curated record. Lineage: Eukaryota; Apicomplexa; Conoidasida; Eucoccidiorida; Eimeriidae. The transcript is spliced from 4 exons.